AUGCGACAACGCAAACUCUACUCCCAACCGCGUACGCUGAAGGCUUCAACCCAACAAAUCCUCAACUACGAUACGCAGCCGUUAUAUUGUAGGACUGGUAAAGAUUUAUCAACGGUGAAACGUUUUAAAAAAACGAUUUUAUGUAUGGGUUACGACGUAUCAUCCGUGUGCCAUUUGUCGCGACCGAUGUCGCGAGAAAAACAAGUAGCUAAAAAAUACAAAAAAAUGUUUGUCUGA
Molecule: messenger RNA, 237 nt
Organism: Anisakis simplex (herring worm)
Lineage: Eukaryota; Metazoa; Nematoda; Chromadorea; Rhabditida; Anisakidae
Source: the annotation of a GenBank genome assembly